Molecule: messenger RNA, 693 nt
Organism: Magallana angulata
Lineage: Eukaryota; Metazoa; Mollusca; Bivalvia; Ostreida; Ostreidae
Exons: 4
Coding region: 78-614 (178 amino acids)
Source: RefSeq, a predicted model, not a curated record
GCGGUGUUAAUAGCAGUAUAAAAUCAGCGGGGAAACAUGUUGCAGGUUAUUUCUUGCUUAUAUCCAAAUCUUGCAAGAUGCAAAUACGAUUCUUCUUGGUCGCCAUCUUGGUGUGUGCGCUCCUCAUCGAGGAUUCUGAUGCUUGGUGGUGGAGGAGAAGAAGAACAAGUCGAAGAAGAUGUCCCUCCAGAAGCGGAGCGUCUCCGUAUUAUUUUGGCACCACUAAACUGCUCUGCAUGACAAAGAAAGGCAAAAGAGAGUCGGCUCCAUCAAGAAGUACUUGGGCAUUUUCUCAUCGCUUCAUUUACUACAAAGGGAAAUACUUCGAUUUUCUUGGAAAUUCGAAGGUUGCCAUCUCUAACUCUCGCUUAGAGGGAGAUAAAUGUAGCGGGGGCAUAGAGAGCCGCCCAGCCGGUUACAGCAGCAUCAGCCUGGCUUGUAUCGAGGGGUGCGCCAAAAACUACAGGUGUACGUUUGGACGUUAUGGGCUAUUUAGGAACAACUGCCACAAAUUUGCAAACAGAAUAUCAGCAGUGCUGUGCACGAGAUCCAGCUACUGUCCAGCAUGGUGCCGUGGACCGUGUAAUGAUGUCUCUUACGGCCACAAACGAUAAAAUAAUAAUCGUUAGAGAUGGGAAAAAUUACCGUUUGUUGGAAUUCGAUUUCAAAAUAAAUAUAUAGAGAAUGGAAAAA